This is a messenger RNA of Amaranthus tricolor (Joseph's coat), 2265 nucleotides long. Its product is annotated as ribosome-recycling factor, chloroplastic. The transcript has 11 exons. NCBI's taxonomy places the organism in Eukaryota, Viridiplantae, Streptophyta, Magnoliopsida, Caryophyllales, Amaranthaceae. Bases 94 to 924 code for a protein of 276 amino acids. Gene Ontology annotation, molecular function: ribosomal large subunit binding. Gene Ontology annotation, cellular component: chloroplast. The record is from RefSeq and is a predicted model, not a curated record. Gene Ontology annotation, biological process: plastid translation.
AAUAUCUGUUUCUCACUCACUUAUCCGUAUGCGUCAUUACACAUUUGUGAGCACCUUUCGCACUCCAUUAUCUUAGCACAGAGCUCAGCUGCAAUGGCGACAUCUUCCUUCUCUUCUGCAACUGCUUAUCUCCACUCUUUUUCCCGCCGCAAUUCUUCCUUCUCUCUCCAAGGUAUUAACAAUGUGGAAUGCAAUCACUUGCAAAACCAACUUGCAGGAACUAGUGUUUCAUUAUGGAGGUCUUCUGCUAACUAUGUAAAGAUUGAUUUUGGUGUUAAAAAGAUUUCUGGAAAAUCUGUUGUUGUGAGACAAUUUUCCCAAAGAGCAGGAACUUUUAGGUGUGCAACUAUUGAGGAAAUUGAAGCCGAAAAGUCUUUGAUUGAGAAGGACACUAAACAAAGGAUGGAGAAGACAAUUGAAACAGUGCGCUCAAAUUUCAAUUCUGUUAGGACAAAUCGAGCUAAUCCCUCAAUGUUGGAUCGGAUAGAGGUUGAGUACUAUGGAACUCCAGUCAGCUUGAAAAGCAUUGCUCAAAUUAGUACCCCUGAUGCUAGUUCUAUUUUGAUAUCACCAUUUGACAAAUCGAGUUUGAAGUCUAUAGAGAAGGCAAUUGUUACAUCUCAACUUGGUUUGACUCCAAGUAAUGAUGGUGAUGUUAUUCGGUUGUCCCUGCCUCCAUUAACUUCAGAAAGAAGAAAGGAGCUUUCGAAAGUUGUAGCUAAACUUGCAGAGGAAGGAAAGGUUGCAGUGAGGAACAUAAGAAGAGACGCCUUGAAGGCUUAUGAAAAACUUGAGAAGGAAAAGAAGCUUUCAGAAGAUAAUGUGAAAGAUCUAUCUGCUGAUCUGCAGAAAAUGACUGAUGAGUACAUGAAGAAGGUUGAAUCGAUCUACAAGCAGAAAGAACAGGAGCUGAUGAAAGUCUGAGCGCUGUACAGAGAAUUUAAGUUGUAAAACUUUGUUUCCAAGACCCUAGUGGUUUGUUUUUGCUGUUUCUCUUGUGAAUAACAAUAGAUAUUUACAGAAAUAGGCGUAAUUUUAUUUAACAAAUCAAUAGAAUUAACUGAAUUUGCAAGAAUGUUUUGUAAUAGUUAUAGUUAGUAGCUUGGUGAAUUUCAGUUACCAACUUGAAAAUGCUAUUACUAUUGCUCAUUAUCUAUUUGUAUCAUCAUCUUCCUCGUUUAAGUGAAAAACAGCUAGUGGUAAAUUAUUCCCUUAGGUUUAAGCUAGUGUAUCAAAUUAGCCACUUAAGUAUGAUAAAUUGACAAUUUUAUUCAAAAAGAGUGUACUGCACUGAAUAUAUUGCAUGCUUUUUCUCUAAGGUUCUGCUCUAAAGCCUCCAAAAACCCACACCUUGGAUGGGUUCUGAAACAUCUCAGCCUAUGCAGUUAAGAAUACUUCAUUUCUCAACUUGUACUCAAGUUUAGUGCUUUUUUUUUUUAAUUUGGUUUCAAAGUUUUUUGGAUCAUAGAUUAAGCUAGCGGAGGGGAGGGUUUGAAGAGAAUCGAAUCCAACACUUAUUUGGACAAAGUAAUACUGUUUCAACUAAAACAAAAUCUGAUUCUCAUUUGGCUUCAAUUUUAUGAUGGCUUGUACCAAAUUUAAUAGUCUGGAUUUGCAACAUUUUUGGAAGUCCACAUGUUUGGUUUCAAACAGUCAAGUUGCAAUGUAUUUGUUCAUAGUCAAUCAGCUUGCUGUAUGAUCAAAUGCAAUAAUGUGAUGAAUCUAUUUUAAAGUAUCUUCAUUUUUAGUAAUUAAUUGGUAUAUGUUUGGUUAAAUUUCAUUUUUAGUGAAUUAUUUGCCAUAUUUUGGUUAAUUUUAGCACAAGAUUAAAUCGGUUUCAAGACGUCAUAUUUCACAAUUCAGUUCCUAAACCAUUUUAGGAACCUGUUCAGUGGGCACCUGAAUUGAGUAAUAUUUCGGCAAUCAACUUCUACAUCAAAUUUAAGUCUAUCAAAUAAAAAAAGAUUGGCACAACUUCUGAUUAACUGAUGUGCAAAGCUGUUUAUGACAAACGGUAAAUGUGAGCUACCACAAUCAAGCAUCAUGAAGAUUAUUGUCGUGUGUCCAGUUUACGAGUCUGUUAGAUAGCACCGUAGCAGCCCAAUCAGAUUCCCAUGAUAGCUGCAUCGCUCCAAUAUGUUAAACAAAACAGCACUGCAACACGGCAACAGAAGACUACAGCUUCAACUUGUUUCGAAGGCCAACGUCAGAUAAGGUGAAUCAAAUUAUUGUUCACAGUUAUAGCACCUGCAUAUAAUUUGCUUC